Messenger RNA from Catharus ustulatus (Swainson's thrush), 8204 nucleotides. It is a transcript of the gene DGCR2, whose product is annotated as DiGeorge syndrome critical region gene 2. The transcript has 22 exons. The record is from RefSeq and is a predicted model, not a curated record. Gene Ontology annotation, molecular function: protein binding. Gene Ontology annotation, cellular component: membrane. Lineage: Eukaryota; Metazoa; Chordata; Aves; Passeriformes; Turdidae. The coding region runs from base 106 to 3507 and encodes 1133 amino acids.
CCGGGGCCCCCCGCGGGCCCGGCGGCGGCCACUCCUCCCGCCGCUCCGCGCGUCCCUCCCCGCGGGUUUGUGGCGCUGUGCCGGGGGAGGAUGAACGGAGGAUAAAUGGUGCCCAAGGCGCACAGCGGCACCUUCCUCCUCCUCUUCCUCCUGGUGCUGAGCAUCAUCGAGCCGCUGCGGCCAGAGCUGCGCUGCGCCCCGGGGCAGUUUGCGUGUCGGAGUGGAACCAUUCAGUGCAUCCCUUCCAGCUGGCAGUGUGAUGGAUGGCCCACCUGCGAGGACGAGAGCGAUGAAGAUGACUGUCCAAGUGUGACAGAGGACCAACAAACUUACCAUGUGAAGGAGAAUGUGGACUCGUGGCGCCCUCGAGGGAGAGAAGGAGAGACCACCCGCUUCCACACGGUCAACGUGGCACAGCCCGUGCGCUUCAGCAGAAAGUGCCCAACAGGAUGGCACUACUAUGAGGGCACAGCCAGCUGUUACAGGGUGUAUUUAAAUGGGAAGAACUAUUGGGAUGCUGUGCAGACAUGUCAGCAGGUGAAUGGAUCCCUUGCCACCUUCACUGCCGACCAGGAGCUGAGAUUCAUCGUAGCACAGGAGUGGGACUUGGAAGAAAAAACAUUUGUGAGGUGGGACCUGCAUAGGUUCUGGGUGGGAUAUCAGUAUGUGAUCACCAAUCGAAAUCACUCUCUGGAAGGUCACUGGGAAGUGGCUUGUAAAGGCUCUUCAGAAGUGUUUUUACCCCCUGACCCUGUCUUUGGUUCGGCUGUGUCUGAAAAGGAAAACAUUCUUUGUGCCCAGCUCCAGUGUUUCCGUUUACCUGCCCUCCGGCGCCACGGUUUACACACCUGGUAUGCUGAAAACUGCUGUGAGAAAUCUUCAUUCCUCUGCAAAAGGAGUGUGACAGAGGACCAACAAACUUACCAUGUGAAGGAGAAUGUGGACUCGUGGCACGCUCGAGGGAGAGGAGGAGAGACCACCCGCUUCCACACGGUCAACGUGGCACAGCCCGUGCGCUUCAGCAGAAAGUGCCCAACAGGAUGGCACUACUAUGAGGGCACAGCCAGCUGUUACAGGAUGUAUUUAAAUGGGGAGAACUACUGGGACGCUGUGCAGACAUGUCAGCAGGUGAACGGAUCCCUCGCCACCUUCACUGCCGACCAGGAGCUGAGAUUCAUCGUAGCACAGGAGUGGGACUUGGAAGAAAAAAAAUUUGUGAGGAACUACCUGCGUAGGUUCUGGGUGGGAUAUCAGUAUGUGAUCACCAAUCGAAAUCACUCUCUGGAAGGUCACUGGGAAGUGGCUUAUAAAGGCUCUUCAGAAGUGUUUUUGCCCCCUGAUCCUCCCUUUGAUCCAGCUAUGUCUGAAAAGGAAAACAUUCUUUGUGCCCAGUUUCAGUAUUUCUAUUUACCUACCCUCCGGCACCAUGGUUUAUACAGCUGGUAUCCUGAAAACUGCUAUGAGAAAUCUUCAUUCCUCUGCAAAACGAGUUUGACAGAGGACCAACAAACUUACCAUGUGAAGGAGAAUGUGGACUCGUGGCACGCUCGAGGGAGAGGAGGAGAGACCACCCGCUUCCACACGGUCAACGUGGCACAGCCCGUGCGCUUCAGCAGAAAGUGCCCAACAGGAUGGCACUACUAUGAGGGCACAGCCAGCUGUUACAGGGUGUAUUUAAAUGGGAAGAACUAUUGGGAUGCUGUGCAGACAUGUCAGCAGGUGAACGGAUCCCUUGCCACCUUCACUGCCGACCAGGAGCUGAGAUUCAUCGUAGCACAGGAGUGGGACUUGGAAGAAAAAACAUUUGUGAGGUGGGACCUGCAUAGGUUCUGGGUGGGAUAUCAGUAUGUGAUCACCAAUCGAAAUCACUCUCUGGAAGGUCACUGGGAAGUGGCUUAUAAAGGCUCUUCAGAAGUGUUUUUACCCCCUGAUCCUACCUUUGAUUCAGCUACAUCUGAAAAGGAAAACAUUCUUUGUGCCCAACUCCAGUGUUUCCGUUCACCUAACCUCCGGCACAACGGUUUACACAGCUGGUAUGCUGAAAACUGCUAUGAGAAAUCUUCAUUCCUCUGCAAAAGGAGUUUGACAGAGGACCAACAAACUUACCAUGUGAAGGAGAAUGUGGACUCGUGGCAUGCUCGAGGGAGAAGAGGAGAGACCACCCGCUUCCACACGGUCAACGUGGCACAACCCGUGCGCUUCAGCAGAAAGUGCCCAACAGGAUGGCACUACUAUGAGGGCACAGCCAGCUGUUACAGGGUGUAUUUAAAUGGGGAGAACUACUGGGAUGCUGUGCAGACAUGUCAGCAGGUGAAUGGAUCCCUUGCCACCUUCACUGCCGACCAGGAGCUGAGAUUCAUCGUAGCACAGGAGUGGGACUUGGAAGAAAAAACAUUUGUGAGGAAGGACCAGAGUAGGUUCUGGGUGGGAUAUCAGUAUGUGAUCACCAAUCGAAAUCACUCUCUGGAAGGUCACUGGGAAGUGGCUUAUAAAGGCUCUUCAGAAGUGUUUUUACCCCCUGAUCCUACCUUUGAUUCAGCUAUAUCUGAAAAGGAAAACAUUCUUUGUGCCCAACUCCAGUGUUUCCGUUCACCUGCCCUCCGGCACGAUGGUUUCCACAGCUGGUAUGCUGAAAACUGCUAUGAGAAAUCUUCAUUCCUCUGCAAAAGGAGCCAGACUUGUGUUGAUAUCAAAGACAACAUUGUUGAUGAAGGCUACUAUUUCACCCCCAAAGGGAAUGAUCCCUGUUUGAGCUGCACGUGUCACAACGGUGAGGCUGAGAUGUGCGUGGCUGCUCUGUGUGAACGGCCCCAGGGCUGUCAGCAGUACCGCAAGGACCCCAAGGAGUGCUGCAAAUUUACCUGUCUAGACCCAGAUGGCAACAGCCUGUUUGACUCAAUGGCCGGCGGAAUGCGCCUGAUCGUGAGCUGCAUCUCCUCCUUCCUCAUCCUCUCUCUGCUGCUCUUCAUGGUGCACCGGCUGCGCCAGAGGCGGAGAGAGCGCAUCGAGUCCUUGAUUGGAGCAAACUUGCACCAUUUCAACUUGGGCCGCAGGAUGCCUGGUUUUGAUUAUGGUCCCGAUGGUUUUGGAACUGGCCUUACUCCACUGCAUCUGUCAGACGAUGGGGAAGGUGGAGCAUUUCAUUUUCACGAUCCCCCUCCACCCUAUACUGCUUACAAGUAUCCAGAUAUUCAACAUCCUGAUGACCCACCUCCUCCUUAUGAGGCGUCUGUCAAUCCAGACAGCAUCCUUUGUUCCACUCCAGAUGGAGUGCUCUCUCAGGCUGUGCAAAGCAGUCCUCCAUCACUAGGAAACUGUGAUGCAUCCCCACAGCUUACAGAAGGAUCGCUUCCUCCCUCGGUUGGUCCUUCUCCAGUGGAGCUGGAAGAUUCUGCUGACAGCAGCACCUUUCUUGUCCCUCCUGACACACCCAUAAAUGAAAACACCCCAGCAGAAACUUUGACAGGCAGUCGCCACAGCCACUGUUCCCUCAACACCAUUGUAUAAAGGAGAGAAACGCCCAGCACUGCUCAGAGUUUUAGCAACUGUUUGCACAGACAAACACUAACCCGUGACUUGAACUUCAGAAGGAAUCUCCACUUUGUUUUUCGAACACUGCUUUUAUGUUCUAGGUUAGGAUCGUGCCUCUCUUUUUUUGGCUGUCCUUACUCAUUCACUAAUCAGUUUGUCCUGUAAAUAUGGAUUGUACAACUGCUCUCUUUUUCCAUUGCCUAUGGAAAGGAGAGCAGAGAAUUCCUUUGACUUCUGAGGAGGUAAGAAGUAUGGGUAUUUGGGUUGUUUUUUUUUCUUAACCUGAGAGGAAUCAAAAUCUACAUCAGAAAAAAGCUGCUUGGAUUUGGCUGGAUACCACUGGGCCCAGGAAACAGACAAUGGAAAAGAAGGGUGGGGGCAAUCACUGUUGAAGCAGAGAAGAUGGAACUGCAGGGGAGGGAGAUGGGGGCCUGUUUUUUGAAGUGGGACAUGUGCCAUCAAGAGUUACACUGUGCAAGACACUUGGGGUUUUGAUCUGCCUUGAUCUGAGCACCAGAGGAACUGGAGAAGGAAUGGUCUGCGCAAUGUGUGUCCAGUGGGUGCUGAGAAAACCGAGAUUUGCGAUUCCAAUUAUUUGUUGUCAGUAGCUGCAAAACCUCAUAUUGUUGGAUAAACUUCUGGCCCAUGAAGAAAACUGGGUGUGUAUGAUAUCCCUUUGGUAGAACCCUCACGUGUGUUAGGGAAGAGAUGGGGAGCAAUUAACUUUGAUGCAGCCUGAGUUCACUGUAUGAAGCCCCUGUUCCUUCUAACCCCAUAAGGAAGAUUGAGGUAUUUUCUUUCUAGUUUAACUUUUUUACAGUAAACGGUUGCACAAAACUGGCCUGGAUAAAAGACCACUGUUCUUGCUUUUCUUAUUGCAUGCUAUAUUUAGCAUGUGUGUUCCUUCCCCUUCAUUUCACUUCUUUGCAGUUCUACAAAUACCACUUAAAAAUGGUGAUCAUGUACUAUAGGUGAUGUUUAAUUCUAAUUGGAUACCUGUUCGUUAUCUCAGUCCCAUGAAUAGCCAACCCUGUUCUAGAGAUUUCCCCUGUGCCUCCCAAACCAUUUAUCCAGGUCUCAUGAGGGGUUAUAAUGAGGUUAGUGUACUUAAAUCAAUAAAGCAGUUUGCUUCAGUCUGAUAUGUCAUCUUAAAUUUCCCCCUCGUAUUGAACUCUUUAAGCUAAGUUAAUUUACAGAUAGCAAAGAUUCAUUCAAUCCCUCAUGAAGCCCAAUGUCAAGCACUGUUGGUUUUGAUAAUGAGUACAAAAUAAUCUUUACAGGCAAUUUUAAAUUUAAGUUUGGAUUUCAGUGUACAAAUAAUUUACCCUUUUCUCCCAUCCUCCCAUUGCCUCUGCUUCUCCUUGAUUUAUUGUAACAGUCAGCAGAUGAGAUGAAUUUUAAGGAAUUCGUAAAGAAUGCCUUGUGUGAGUGGUCUCCUGUUACCUUAUGAAGGGUACAAGCCUAGAGGGACAGGAAGAAAACACUGCAUGGGGGUGUGUAUGUGAUCUAUUUUUCUAGUAAUGAUGAGAAGUCAUAGUUGUAUGACAAAUCCUAACCCACUGUUGUGGUUUCCCAGUGCAGCUGACUCUUUCCCCAUGGAAUAUGCUGCUACUUUCUAUUCCCUAUCUUGCCUAUAGGCUUAUACUGUACUUGGGGAUUGGUCUUGACAAUUCAACUCGUUUUGCACAGAAAGCUGUGAGUUUGGUUAUUGAGGUCAUGCCUGGUGUGUGGACAUGCAGACACUUGCAAACAGCCCUGACUCCAGCGGAGAGCGUGAAUCACAGUUGUGGGGAGUGCUGCUGGCACACGAGUGGGAGGCAGCACGGGUGGGAAGCCUCUCUGCCUGGAGCUCUUCCACCACCCCAUCCUGCUCUCUGCUGUGCCUGGCUCCAGCAGCAGUGCUACCAAAUGAGAGGAGCAGUUCUCCACCCUGUGGGAUCCUCUGACCGAGUCCUCCUCCGAGUUCCAAGUCCUGGUCUAAUGAAGUGGAUAGAUAGCAGUAGUCAGAACCAUGCAUACAAAUUAUUGAGCAUUUCUGAAGUAUGAAAAUAAAGCGGGUUUUGUGCGUUUUUGAGCACAUUCAUACGUUUUAUACAUUGUAUGUACUGAUUUUUCUUUAGUUUUAUAGGUACGAAUGUGUGUGUGCGUGUGUGUGUUUCUGGCUGGUGAUGAUAUAUAUAUAUAUACACACACAUAUAUAUAUAUAUCUAUACAUACUGUAGAGAGUAACCUUUGUGCUGCAUCGAGCUAGGUGAAGCUAAGCACUGAGAUAGAAAUUAAGCUCUAGGGUUAAUACUUCUCUCGAGCUGGCUACACUCUCUUGUAGGACAGGCUGUGAUAGUGUACACUUAAAUAGGAUGCAAAGUCUAUGCUACUGCAAUCUGUUCCUGAAAAAUACUUUGUUAGCGGUGCAAAAUAGAAAAUUUCCAAUUUCUUUUGAAGCCAGAUGGAAAUUCUUUGUAGUAUCCUAGCGCAAUAACAAAAGGCCUUUUGGCUUGGUUCAGUCUCUGAAGCUGUAUUUUGUGGCUGAGGUGAACAGAUACCUUACCUCACACUUCUCCUAACACUGCGGGAAUCUGUUCAAUGUUUUUGUAUUUUACUUUUGGUUCUGUGGUGAAUUUUAUUUGCAAAUAAGCUCUGUUACAACUGGCAACUUCAUUGUGGCUCCUGGUUGUAGCUAUUCCAAAUGGAGGCUUCUUUGUAAAAGCCUCACUGUGAUAUUUUCCCCAUUGCUUCUGAGCCUUUCCCAUUUGUAUAUUGGCAGGAGGCUGCUAUUUUCUCUGUUUUCCCCUGUCCUUCUUUAUCUUAGCUGUAAACAAGGGAAAUUCUGCCUUGAAUGAAGCAGCUCACCAAGUACAGCUCAUUUACCUCUCGGUGAGCUUCUAAUUUGGCAAUAAAAUUGUCUUUUUUUUUCCCUUUUAAUGUAGCUUUUUCACAUUGAAUACUUUCUCUUGGAGUAAAAGCCUUUGUUGAAAAAAUGUCCCAGCUACUCAGACUGCAGGACCAAGUGGGGAAGAGUUAAGUUUUCCUGACAACAGUGGACUCCUCAGCACUUGCCCUUGGCAAGGUGACUGGUGGGCAGUUUGUCCCGAGUGCCGAUGACAGAGAGUUGGUGCUUGCCCAAGGAAAACCUCUGUGCUUUGAUUGCCAUUAGAUUGACGAGAUCUUUGGAGUUCCUUUCUGCAUUGAUUUUUUUUCCCCACUGCCAUUCACAUCUCUGGAUGGUUUUUUGUAACAACUGGUGCAUCCUAAAUGUCCCUGCAGCCCCAGCAGGGAGAUGGCAUUGCCACAUGGUUUCCAGCAGCAUGUGUGAGCCCAGGUGUGUUUUUCUCAGGCUGCCCUUGACUGCAGUUGUUGUCAAGUCCCAGCGCUUGGUUCCAUGCCGGGCUGGUCUUGUCCACUGUGGCCUUGGACAGAGCUGCUCCUCAGCUUCCCCAUCCUGUGGUGCCAUAUUGAAGUCUCUACUGUUCCCUGAGAGCAGCCCCAGACACUCUGGUCUGUCAGGGAUGCCCAUCCAGAAUCUCACAGCAGCCUCUGGCUCUGUACUGGGUGAGUUGAGAGUUAAAAUGUUACAGGGGUUCUGUUGUGCAGGAUCAGCACCAUCAUUUGGGUGUGCAAGGAGCUUGUCUGUGUAAUGUUCAGUCCUGUUUAGUUUGAGCCUCAGACUGUUCCUUUAGCCAUGCACAGCAGGACACUGAUCUAGAUGAAAAAUUAAGUAGGUGGAUAUAUUUUUCUGAAGGCUGAAUCUUACAGUUAGUAGCUGCUCUGCCUCCACAGGUGCCAUGGGGUGAUGGCUUGUUUCAGUACUGGGGAGAAAAUUUUUUGUGACCUGUGAUUAUUACCAUUCUUUUCCCAUCUCAUGUUAAAUAAAUUUGAACUUGGUAUUUCAAGGUGUUUUUAUCUUUCAGAUGUGACUUGUCAGUGUCAAAACACUGAUGUUUUAAUGUUGCCUCAUACAAACCAUGAUGUGCAUCUCCUUUUUUCGGUUGCGUCUUUUUUCUCCCUAGCUAAGGAAACAUGUAAUAUGUAGAAAUUUCUUUUAAAUUUCCCUUGCAAGUUGGGAGCUGGACUGUAAAAUUAGAGCAGUUGAGUGUAGAGGAGCUGAAUCAAAGUUCAUGUUUGCUUCUCAUGUUCCCUAGUCCCAAGUGAAAUAGGUGUUGCCUUGGAAUAGACACUUUCAGUGAUGAAGAUGCGCUUCCCCCUAACAACAGUCAGCAUUGCCUGCCUGCUACGGUACCGCAUAGCUUUAAUUUUCUAGUGUGUGCCCCUCAAGUGUUGAGUGGGUCAGGGUUGAUGCCAGCAGAGGUGGCUGUGCUGCACCGUCCCUGUGUGUUGGGCUGAGGGUGCCUGGGAGGCUGUGAGAGAAUGAGACACUGCUUUUUACCUUCCUCUGGAAAAUCGUUUUAGCCAGCGCUGCACUUGCAGGCUUCUCCUGUGUAGUUGGUUUGUGACUGGACUUAACUGUGGCAGUGUAUAAAAGAUUUUGAUAUUCUGUGAAAUACCAUGUAGAAUUUAAAUUUGAUACUAUAAUAAUUGAGUCCCUGUGACACUGGUUUUUGUUUUAACUUCUUUGGGGUUGGCACUAAUCUCUCUUUUUUUUUUUUUUUUUUUUUUUUCCAAGAUGCUGUGAGAAACAUUUCAUCCAAAUGCCAAAUAAAUUGUGUUCUGUAAGA